UGCCAAUGUAGUCGCGGAUAUACAGGUGUCAGAUGUGAUAUUGAAGAUUGUACGUAUAACAAUCCGUGUAUGAAUGGUGGUAGUGCAAGGCGAGCUGGCUCGUCAUGUUACUGUAGUUGCCAAGCUGGCUGGACAGGAAGUACAUGUGAAACUCGAGAGGUAAUUUGCCAGCCUUGUCUGAAUGGUGGUUUUUUAAGCUCGCCUAGUAGAUGUUUAUGUACCUGUAGAGAUGGUUACAGUGGACCACAGUGUGAAACCGGUAAGUGUGGAUGUUCAAAUGUAUGUCAAAAUGGAGGAAUUGCUUCAACCCCGGCCAGCGGAUGUCGCUGUUCUUGUACCAAUGGAUAUACCGGAAGUAGUUGUACUAUACCUCUAUGUACGCCGUUGACCUACCCUUGUCAAAAUGGAGGAACAACGACUUCUAACGGUCAAUCAUGCUCAUGUUCAUGUCCACUGGGAUAUUCAGGACUAACUUGUGCUACCAAUAUGUGUUCUGGACAAUGUGGUAAUAACGGACGAGGUCAACCUGCAGUUGGUGGAGGGUGUACAUGUGUCUGUAAUACUGGUUAUACUGGAGAUAAAUGUACAGUGUCUCUAUGCGACGACUAUUGUGGAGACAAUGGUUUUGCCACAGCAUCUUAUGCUUCCGGUUGUAGUUGUAGAUGUGUAGCAGGCUUCACCGGAUCUCAGUGUCAAUCACGUGUUUGUUCUCAAUCGCUGGUACGAUGUGAAAAUGGUGGAACCCCCACAUCUAAUGGUGCUGCUUGCUCUUGUCAGUGUCCCCCGGGAUAUACAGGAUCCAGGUGCCAAACAGAAAUAUGUCUUGGAUACUGUGGUGCCAAUGGAACCCCCGGAUUUAACUCUGUUACUGGCUGUACAUGUAGGUGUAACGCUGGAUAUACUGGACCAAAAUGCGAGACUAACCAGUGUCUAGAUUUUUGCGGUAUUUAUGGAAGACCGUCUUUACCUUUUAACGCUGGAUGUGGUUGUAUUUGUCAGACAGACUAUACUGGCCCUAGGUGCGAUGAACAAGCAUGUACACAAGCUAGAAUGGGGUGUGUUAACGGUAGAGCUCAGAUCAGUGGUAGAGCGUGCACAUGUGUUUGUAACGCUGGUUUCUCUGGACCACGGUGUGAUCGGGCUCUGUGUGAUAACUAUUGUUCCAAUGGUGGUAGUCCGUUCCCAACAACCAGUGGUUGCAGUUGUUCCUGUCCGGCUGGAUUCACUGGUGAUAGAUGCCAAGAUGCGUUAUGCAGUACAUAUUGUGUGAAUGGAUCACCGACAUCGUCUAAUUACCCGAACUGUGAAUGUAGAUGUAAUGCCAAUUAUAUUGGUCCUAAAUGUGAUACUUUAGACCCCUGUCUAUCUCUUACAUGUAAUAAUGGUGGAACUAAGGUACCACAACGAGGAUCCUGCGUCUGUCAAUGUAGACCAGGUUACACUGGGCCUGAUUGUAGAACCUCGAUAUGUUCAAGAAGCAAUUGUAAUAACCGAGGAGAUUCUAUUUACGAUCCAUUAAGCGGAAGUUGUGUAUGUUUCUGUAACCAAGGAUACACUGGUACACAAUGUGAAUUGCAAACAUCUUGCCGUGACGAUUGUAUGAAUGGAGGUGUUGCUCGAAUGGCCGCUCCAGGUGUAUGUGUCUGUGAUUGCCAGGCAGGUUAUACAGGAACCAUAUGUGAAACUUUGAUUGAAACCCAGACCUGUACCGGAAGUGAAAACAAGUGUCAGAAUGGACAGCCUGCUAUUAAGAACGCCUGUACUGGACAAUGCCAAUGUGUCUGUAACCAAUUCUACGCUGGAGCUUAUUGUGAAAUCAAAAUUGACACAAAUGUCUGUGAUGAAUGUC
Lottia gigantea (owl limpet) is the source of this 1849-nucleotide messenger RNA. RefSeq lists its product as hypothetical. The record is from RefSeq and is a predicted model, not a curated record. Gene Ontology annotation, cellular component: plasma membrane; protein-containing complex. NCBI's taxonomy places the organism in Eukaryota, Metazoa, Mollusca, Gastropoda, Lottiidae. Gene Ontology annotation, biological process: heterophilic cell-cell adhesion; establishment or maintenance of epithelial cell apical/basal polarity. The transcript is spliced from 18 exons. The annotation marks the transcript as partial.